Saprolegnia diclina VS20 is the source of this 1281-nucleotide messenger RNA. RefSeq lists its product as hypothetical. NCBI's taxonomy places the organism in Eukaryota, Oomycota, Saprolegniomycetes, Saprolegniales, Saprolegniaceae. The coding region runs from base 21 to 1190 and encodes 389 amino acids. The record is from RefSeq and is a predicted model, not a curated record. The transcript has a single exon. Gene Ontology annotation, cellular component: cytoplasm.
CCGCCUCAAGCAGUACUCUCAUGACGGACAACGGGCUCACGGGCGGCAACUUGGACGCGCUUCUCUCGCAGCAUGCGGCGGGCAUCGCAGAGCUCAAGGCGCUCGUCAAGGACGUUCUCACGCCCGAGCACGACGACGUCUGGCUGCUGCGGUUCCUCCUCAGCAACGGCAGCCCGGCCGCGAGCGAGGAGCCAAUCCGGUUCACGAUCACGUGGCGGGCUGAGCGCAAGGACGCGCUCGAGCGCAUCAAGCAAGGCGGGCAGGCGCCAUAUCACACUGAAGUGAGCAAGUACCAGGUGGCGGGCGACCACAAGUACACGGCGCUGGGCGAGCCGAUCUUCUACGUGCGCAUUGGGCUCUGCAACCCGCGCGCGCUCAUGGACAACGUCUCGUACAACGCGGUGGUCGAGUACAUGAUGCUGUCGCGCGAAGCCACGAUGGUGUACCUCGACACCAAGUCGCGCGAGACCCGGACGCUGCUCAAGGCCAUAACGAUCUUGGACUUUAACGGCUUCUCGCUGCUCCGCGGCAACGACGCACGCUUCUCCAAGGUGCUUGGCGACACGAGCAAGCUCUCGGAGAAGAUGUACCCGCAGGUGCUCGGCCGCACCAUCUUUGUCAACACCCCCGCCAUCUUUUCGUUUUGCUUUCGCCUCAUCAAGCCACUCAUGAGCGCCCGCGCCGUGGCCAAGAUGGUGUUCUGCCCCGGCGGUAAGCAGCUGAGCGACUGCCCGUAUGUCACCAAGUACCUCAAGCUCUCGGACCUUCCGACGUUUCUUGGCGGCCAGUGCUCGUGCGACGGAAGCGGCUGCAUCGGUGGCAUCCCCAACUCGCAGACGACACCGCUCACGAGCGUCGACGACGACGGCCUCGCCUCGAUGACGGUCGCCGCGCGCUCGGUGCAGUCGCUUGACAUUGCCAUCAAGAGUGGGCGCGUGUUCGAGUACACGCUCGGCGUGCCCGGCAAGCGCGUUGAAGUGAGCGUCGCGUUCAAGAGCUCGGGCGACAGCAACGUGAUCGAAAUCUUCCCAAAGCAAUUUCUCCAAGACACGAGUGGGCUCGUCGACGGCGUGUGGCCCGCACCAGCGGACGGCGUCGUCACCAUCUUGUUUGAUGGCAACGACGCGGUCUUCCGCGGGCGCCAGGUCCAGUACAAGGUCGAGGUCGUCGACGACCCCGCCGACGCCUAAGGUGUCUUGCCUGGUUGCUCACGCUACCGCCAUUAGUCUAUGCGUUCUAUAUCACAAAUUCCACUUGCCCUCGUGGUUUAUACUGCCAGAA